AUGAGUACAGCAACGAACGGAGACCUGAACAAUACAGCAGCAGAGCGUGUUCGGGCUGAGAUCGCGACAGACUCGGCAUACCACCGCACCUCGCUUGCGAUACCUGCCUACGAAGACGAGGCUCACAUCCGAACAACGUAUCGACCCUUCCUGCUGGAUGAUGCACACUCAGACCGAGAUUGGGUCGCUCGGCUCGAGCUUAGCACAACCUUGAAGAUGGUCGAUCUUCAAGUUAUCAGGACUGGAGGUGACAGACCGAAGGUUCUUGUCUUAUAUGGCAGCAUGCGACAACGGUCCUACUCACGCCUAUUAGCAUUUGAGGCUAGUCGAAUACUCUUCCGGCUCGGCUGCGACGUUCGCAUGUACAACCCUACUGGACUGCCUGUAAAGGACGACGUUCAGCACUCGCACCCCAAAGUGCAAGAGUUACGAGACCUCAGCAAGUGGAGCGAUGGCCAUGUCUGGAUAAGCCCUGAACAGCAUGGAAAUCUUACCGCAGUGUUCAAGAACCAGAUCGACUGGAUACCGCUCUCAACAGGUUCUGUUCGGCCAACUCAAGGUCGUACAUUAGCAAUCGCGCAAGUCUCCGGCGGAUCUCAAUCUUUCAACACGGUUAACUCUCUGCGCAUCCUCGGACGGUGGAUGCGCAUGUUCACCAUCCCAAACCAGAGCUCGGUCCCUAUGGCCUAUACGCAAUUCACGGAUGAAAAUGCGGACGAAGGAGGGAGCAGGCUGAUGCCAAGCGGGAACAGGGACAGGCUAGUUGAUUGCAUGGAAGAGUUUGUGAAAUACACUUUGGUUAUGCGGCCACACUUUGAUCUUUUCGGGGACCGAUAUAGCGAGAGAGAGGAGAAGAGGAUCAAGGAAGAGAAAGCGAGAUUGUUGGACACGCGGAAUGGUAUCUCUUUAACCGAGAUGUGAUCAGCAAUAUCAUCGGCAAAGUGUAG
Molecule: messenger RNA, 947 nt
Organism: Alternaria rosae
Lineage: Eukaryota; Fungi; Ascomycota; Dothideomycetes; Pleosporales; Pleosporaceae
Product: flavoprotein-like protein
Exons: 3
Coding region: 1-921 (306 amino acids)
Molecular function (GO): oxidoreductase activity
Source: RefSeq, a predicted model, not a curated record